Messenger RNA from Mytilus californianus (California mussel), 1436 nucleotides. Its product is annotated as UDP-glucuronosyltransferase 2B31-like. Lineage: Eukaryota; Metazoa; Mollusca; Bivalvia; Mytilida; Mytilidae. The transcript has a single exon. The coding region runs from base 3 to 971 and encodes 322 amino acids. Gene Ontology annotation, molecular function: UDP-glycosyltransferase activity. The record is from RefSeq and is a predicted model, not a curated record.
AAAUGACCUUCCUGGAACGAAUGAUUAAUACCGUAUUGUCUACUAUUCAUCUUAUCAAACCCACAAUGCCUUCAUUUGGAAAUCUAGUCGCUAAAUAUGUUCCGGAAAAGCCUUUUGUGUCAAACAGCGAAUUAAAAAAUAGCUAUUUGCUACACAUAAUUGACGGGGAUAUUUUAAUGGAUUAUCCAAUUCCCAUUGCUUCGAAUGCCAUCUUAUGUGGUGGAUUAGCAGCCAGGCCCGCUGAAUCGUUGAUAACUAGGAUAGAGUCAUUUGUUAAGAAGUCUAAAGAUGGCUUAGUAAUUGUUGCCCUUGGUAGCAUAAUUAAGUCAUGGCCUGAACAAAUAACGAAUAAAUUAAUUUCAGCUUUUCAAAAGAUGAAGCAUUUUAAUUUCAUAUUUCGUAGUGGAGAGUAUGAAAAAGAAUAUGGAAACAUAUUACUUUUGCCAUGGUUACCACAGAAUGAUCUGCUUGGGCAUGUAAAAACGAAACUAUUCAUCACUCAUUGUGGGAAAAGCAGCGUUUUUGAAGCUCUCUAUCAUGGCGUACCGAUGCUUGCAUUUCCAAUUGCUCUUGAUCAAAAAUCAAAUGCCGCUCUUAUAAUAGACAAGGGUUAUGGAAUUUCAAUGGAUAUUUUAGAUUUUUCUGUGAACGAAUUAGUUGAAAACAUCAAUAUUGUAGUGCAUAACAGCACUUUCAUGUUCAGCAUUAAAAAUGCAUCUGAGAUAUUCCACAGUCGUCCACAAACACCAACACAAAGAGCAGCUUAUUGGAUAGACUUGGUGACUAAAUAUGGAUCAGAUCAUUUCAGACCAGCAUCGCUAGAUAUGCCGUGGUAUUGCUAUUUUAUGUUAGACGUUUAUCUAGUUUAUCUUGUGGGAAUCGUUUUGGCCGUAUAUGUUUUGAAGGUAUUUCUGAAAUAUUGUGUUAAACUAUGCUGUCGGAAAAAAAAUGCCAAAGAAAAACUGCAAUAAACCUACUCGUACGCCUGUAAUGCAAAUUGAAUUCAUAUAUAUAAACUAAAUCAUAAAAGUUACGAAAAGGUCAUUUUCACUUACUUUGUUUCAUAAUGUAUGAUAUAAGAAUACUAAUAUUAAUACAUUCAUAUCGACAAGAUUUAGACAUUACUUUGAUCAAUUAACAAGUCAGUAUAAAGGUAAAAAAUAAAAAAAGGGAAAAUUUACUUCUGACUAUUGCACCAGAGAUGACACCGAUGAAAACACACGUGAACAGAUAGAGAUUAAUCACCACCAUGUUUAAAAAAAAAGCAUUGUAUUCGCUUCGUGUGAUAGAAGAAGCACCUACGCACAUGAUGUUACUGAAUUUGGGAGUUCUUGCUCUUUAUUUUAGUCUAAUAAAGGCAACAGUAGUAUACCGCUGUUUAACAUUGAGACUUUUUAACAUGUAAAUCCUUUUGUAUUAAAUAUACUCUUUCCGUA